UGUCAUCUCAUUGGUCCAGAUGCACGUCAAUCAGCUGGAUAGUGACGUAUGAGGUGUUUGUUUAGUGAGAGGGCAAGUACGUGCUAGACAAAACUACUGAAUUUGAUAUUCUAAUGGCUCUGAAUUGACACUACCUUAUAAAGUCUCACAGAGGACGUGAUGUAUUAUUCUGGUAAAAGGCGUGGAGAAGAUGGGAUUGCUGUUGUCAUUGACUUCCUGUUGUCCAAUGCCCGGUUGGUGCUGGGGGUCGGCGGAGCUGCGGUGCUGGGCAUUGCCACAUUAGCUGUGAAACGGCUGAUAGAACGUGCUGGUAGGCCUCCUGAUGAGAAGCCUGACAAGAAGAUGACGGACAGCUGGGAGGAGUUAAGCUUGGUUAGUGCCUCCCCCAAAUUGCUGCACAAGGGUAUAGAAGGAGUGGUCAUGAAACAGAUUGCUGCCGCAACCAAGAAAGCGGAGCUUUCCCAACCCAUUCCCCUGCCCUCACCUGAGCCCCAGCGCUGUGACGCUGACCCACCUCAGCGACGGAAACGCAUGGAUCUGUGUGUGAUGACGUUUGUGGACCGUCUGCAGCAGUACUACAGAACACGCGUGUGUCUGUCAGCAGAGGAAGUGUCUGUCGCACAGCAGAGAGCGUUAGAUAUAGCCACAGAGAUCCAGGCCUUCCUGCACUUCAAACACCCAAGCAUGCCACUGGGAGACAUGAUGCUGGCGGGGUCAUUGCUUGACAACCUGCAAGUGGUUAAAGCCGACCAUGCUUGCUUGAUCGUGCCCCUACAGUUGGAGUCCAGUCUGUGGACGCCUAUUGCCGGAGAGGACACAUUUUUGGGUCACCCUCAGUACUGCAUGGUGCGCCGUGAAAACCUUGAGUACUACCCGAGGGGGCGGAGCUACUGGGAUCGACAUUUGCUGGGUGGAUACUUGUCGUCGCGGCUUGUUUCCGAGCAACUAGGCAAGACAGUGAUGGAAUCAAUGAACUGGCCAUCGCUGACCGGAACCCUGGAGUGCGAGGUGCGACCGGUGCUUGGGUCUCCUGAGCUCAAACUGGAAAUUCAAGGGUUAACUCAAAGCAGUUAUGACAGUGGAAAACGCUUCUAUAUGACAGUGUUGCCAACAGUUCGCCUUGGCGAGAUGACGCUUACGGCGCAACGAGAGAUCACUGGGUCAUUCGACUAUGUCUGGUACCAGAGCCUAUACACUAGCGAAACGGCUAGAAUAGCGGAUCUUGACAAAGCAGACUCGGGGGUCAGAAGAAAGUGCCUGAAAACACUAAAGGCGGUGUGCUGCAACUGCCCUUCACUACGCAAGCUCAACGGCAGCCAUCUUGGCAACGUCAUUCUACACAUGAGUGAAAAUGAAACAGAUUGGACGGAAUCAGCAUUUGCUGAUAGGUUCCUGCAGGCGAUCACUGAGCUAAUCGGAUAUUUGGAAACUGGAAUCUUGCCUAGUUACUUCAAACCUAAUGUGAAUCUGUUUCAGGGUUUUACUGAGGACGACAUUGAUGAGAUGGGCUUCAUGCUGUACUGUGCUGUAACUGAACCUGAGAUUCUACUGAUCUGAUUCACUCCCCCUCCGACUCCUUCUACGCACAGAAUAGUACUUUUAUCAAAACAACUCUCUAUGGCAACUGGCAUUAAUGCACCUUUAAACAAUGAAUGUAAAAUUACAUAUCAUUUCUAUAAGGUGUCUAUUCAUGGUCCCCUUAUGUGUAUUUCCACUUACCUACUCCUUGAAAGGGGAUUUUGAAGUGACAUUGGCUCCAUUUAACUAUGCAUCACUUACCUAGACACAGACUUUGCUUGGAUAUAGAUUUUAAAGAAGUGAGAGAACGCUUUCAUGGUUCAGACCAUUUGUCUGUGACUUAAGAUGGAUUUUCUUUUGUUGAUAACCUGUUCUGAGCUCUGCGUUGACCAUGUUUUACUAUUUUGCUUUUUGGAGCAAUGGAAGUAAUCACAGACAAUGCGAAGCUGUGUUGACUUUGAAGAAGCAAAUACUUAAUAUUAAGACAAUAAAGCAGUAAUGCAAUGCCUUUGUUGAGAAUAUUUUUAUAUACUUUUUUUUUGGUAAGUUUCUUGCUUACAAUGUAGCAAAAUUACUGAGUGUGUUUGGGGAAAAUGUGCGUUAAGGGUUGUCUAAACAUUUAUAAGUGUUGUUUUCCUACUUACCCACAUUCUAGCCUUUUGUCAGUACUAGCAUAAAUGAAACAGUUCAACUAAAAGUUAAUAUGUAAAAGCAGGUUUCCCUUUAUACAUCUUAUUAUAACUUGCAAACAAGUUUGGUUAAAAAAUAAAUAGCAGAAACAAAAAUAUUGGUAGGAUCAAACUUCAUGCCGAUCCUACACUGCUGAUAGGGUUACAUCCCAGCAAACACAGAACGUUAUGUUAGUUUUUGGUUCCCGUUUGGAUAUUUAUUUAAUUUAAAAAAAAUUUGAGAACCAAGAAAGGAACGUUCUUUUUAGGUUUUAAUCUUUGCAACCAUAAAAUAAUGUUCCCAGAAUGUUGCAGGGUGGUUAUUUAAUAACCUAAAAA
This is a messenger RNA of Sinocyclocheilus grahami, 2525 nucleotides long. RefSeq names its product mitochondrial dynamics protein MID51-like. The record is from RefSeq and is a predicted model, not a curated record. Gene Ontology annotation, biological process: positive regulation of mitochondrial fission; mitochondrion organization. The transcript has 5 exons. Gene Ontology annotation, cellular component: mitochondrial outer membrane. NCBI's taxonomy places the organism in Eukaryota, Metazoa, Chordata, Actinopteri, Cypriniformes, Cyprinidae. Bases 160 to 1557 code for a protein of 465 amino acids.